This is a messenger RNA of Galendromus occidentalis (western predatory mite), 879 nucleotides long. Its product is annotated as replication factor A 51 kDa subunit-like. The transcript is spliced from 3 exons. Bases 1 to 879 code for a protein of 292 amino acids. NCBI's taxonomy places the organism in Eukaryota, Metazoa, Arthropoda, Arachnida, Mesostigmata, Phytoseiidae. The record is from RefSeq and is a predicted model, not a curated record.
AUGGCUGGUCCGUCGAAAUCCCUCGCGGGCAAGUUAAACGCUACUCUUAAGAGGAAACGAGCCCCAGAAGUCCCCGAUGAUCAAAGCAGCAGUUCCCAAGGCAGGACGCCCAAAAAUAUCAUCGAUAUCACAAUGGACCAAGUAGGAGGUCAAGUGCAGGGUCGAGUCAAAUCAAAGACACCGGCGCGGAGCUGGCAGAGAGAUGGGAGCAGAGGGGAGAUUUUCUCUUUCAUCGUCGUAGACUCAACGGCACAGAUCAAUGUCAUCGUCGCCGGCGAAGAUUGUGAGAACGUGUACAAGCAAAUCAAUGUGGGAGAAUGUUAUAAGCUCAGCGCAUUCCGGCAGAAACCCUGCAACCCGAAGUAUAAGGUCACAGAUCACCAUUUCGAGCUCCAGUUGUCCAAGAUAAGCAAGAUUGAGGAAGUUCCCGGAAAUGAUCUACCAAGGGAAAAUGUGACAAGCAUAACGAUUGCCGAGAUCAAAAGUUCAAGUCUAAAGGAAAACGUAAGCAUAAACUUCAUAGUAUAUGAAGUCUCGGAACCUCAAACGUUCUCGUGUAGAGAUGGAGAAACGCGACAGAAGCAGAACGAUGUUCUCGAAGAUGAUACGAAAAGGAUUAUUACUCUCAACUUAUGGUCGGAGAAUGUUGGCGAGUUAGAUGGUCAGGAAGGGAGAGCGAUCAAUAUUGAGAACGUAUCCGUACGCGAGUAUAAGGGGAAGAAGAACCUGACCCCUACGAGCGGAACAGCAUACAAGAGCGCCAGAGAAUGUCCCGAUGAUGAUCGCCUAAGCGAGCUUACUGUGUGGUGGGAAAAGGAUGGAUACAAUUGCGAAUUCGAGGAUGUAGCAGUUCCUAGAGCAGACGAAGAUUCUACCUGA